GACUUCCGGAGUAGAACGAACAUAUGCGAAAAUAGCUUUUAUUAAGUUUUUAAUCCCAUUUUAUGUGUUCAAUUUUAUGAAUAUGAACAUUUUGAAUGAAGACUAAACGCUACUGUACUAGUUGAAGAAAGACCAUUCGCGAGCGGGAAAAAAAUUCAGAGUUGCGAUGUCCUUGCUUGAGGACGCGCUGGACCUUCUACGUCUGGUGCUCGACUAUUUUGGAGUGCCUCCCGAAGUGCUUCUUCACGUGCGGGACGGUCCGCCGCGCGGCCGCUAUCGCAGCAUCGUGAGAAUGAUCGGCUCCGGCGUGCCUCUGGCACCCGCGCCGCGUGUUUACUUUCAGAUACCGCUUCUCGCCUCCGGGCCGCAAGGAUACGCGGACUUAGCCGUGGAAACGCCCGCCGUCCCAUCGUUUGCUGACGUCCUGUGGGUACUCGAGGACGAAGGGGAAAAUUUUGCAAAAACCAGGCACCAUCUAGCCCCGAGGAAACUGGCGAGCGGGCCGGCGCGCCGACAAAAGACGGAGCCGGACGCCCUAAGGAAAAUCUCUGCGCUGGAGAGCGAGCUGCUGGAGCUGCGAGCUCAGAUUGCCGCCAUCGUGACCGCGGGCCUCCCGGAGUCCCGUGACCCGCCGGGAAGGCCGUCGACGUCGGCCGAGCCCCCCGCGGCGCUCGCGUCCGCGCCUCUCCGCGGCCCUCCUCCGGCUCCGCCUCUUCCUCCUCCUUUCUCCCCGUCGUCCGUAGGGGGCCCGAUCCGACGGCGCGACGAGAAUACCGUGAACCGGAAGCCGUCGAAAGCCGUUCAAAACUUGCCGUCCAUGUUGGACGUUCUCAAAGAUUUGAAUGGAGUCAAGCUGCGCGCCGUCCAGAGGUCACCGGGCGGCACGCCGGUCCGGAGGAGGCGGAGCAAAAGGAGCGGGGCCGAAGACCCGGCGGCGCUGAUCGCCCGAGCCCUCGAGAGGAAGUUCGCUCGGCAUCGGCGCGACGAUUCGUCGGACAAAGAGAAUUCGCCGGAAAGCUCGCCGUUCGGCAGUCCGGACGAGCCUGAGACAAGGCGCCGUGCUCGACGCAUCCAGCGCUCUCCCCAUUUGUGACGACGACGACGUCCGCCGAAGGCCGAAAAUCCCGCAGGUUGCCAUUUAGACUUUUUGCAGUCAUCGGAUGAUGCCGUUUUAUGAUGUUGAACGCAACACCGAAGAGCGCAAUUGUUUCUACGGUCACUGUAGGAAGGCGACGUGUAGUCCAGUAACUCAUACGCUGGGCAAAUUUUCAGUUCAUUUGCAUGUUGAAAUAUAUAUAUUUUUUCCAUAUUCAUCCUUGGCGUGUAAGCAGAUGUUUGUUUCCGUGACGUUCUGUGCACACACCCUAUCAGUUUGUUUCAUUUUCUGAAAUGUCAAGGGUGGGGGGGCGCCACUGCUUUUUUUCCCCCGACAUGUCGUUUUUGACAUACUGUAUGAGGCAAACCCUCAUUUCUUACAGUCGACCAUUUUUGCGAUUGUCGAUAGUGACUAUUACUCCGGGCUUAAGAUUUAAGCUGGAAAUGGGCCCUCCUUUGAGC
This is a messenger RNA of Corythoichthys intestinalis (scribbled pipefish), 1557 nucleotides long. RefSeq names its product mitochondrial fission regulator 2 (gene mtfr2). Gene Ontology annotation, cellular component: mitochondrion. Gene Ontology annotation, biological process: mitochondrial fission; aerobic respiration. Bases 167 to 1093 code for a protein of 308 amino acids. Lineage: Eukaryota; Metazoa; Chordata; Actinopteri; Syngnathiformes; Syngnathidae. The record is from RefSeq and is a predicted model, not a curated record. The transcript is spliced from 8 exons.